UUAGCACUAAUCAAGAAAACGCAGCAGGCUAGAAGCUAGUGGUUGAACGUGUGAGACCGCUUGAUGCAGCCAGACUGUUGUCAUAGCUUGUCUGCAGUGCAGCAGUCAGUCGAAGAGCCACUUGUAUUUAGGUCUUUUAGUUGUUAGCAAGCAAAACCCUUGAAGGUUGCAUUUCCUUUGCUGAAAGAUGGGCACGAGAGACGACGAGUACGAUUAUUUGUUUAAAGUGGUGCUGAUUGGUGACUCAGGUGUGGGCAAGAGUAACCUGCUCUCCCGCUUCACCCGCAACGAGUUCAACCUGGAGAGCAAGAGCACCAUCGGGGUGGAGUUCGCCACGCGCAGCAUCCAGGUGGAUGGCAAGACGGUAAAGGCCCAGAUCUGGGACACGGCUGGACAGGAGCGCUACAGGGCCAUCACCUCAGCGUAUUACCGUGGCGCUGUGGGGGCCCUUCUGGUGUACGACAUCGCUAAGCACCUGACCUAUGAAAAUGUGGAGCGCUGGCUGAAGGAGCUGCGGGACCAUGCCGACAGCAACAUCGUCAUCAUGCUGGUGGGCAACAAGAGUGACCUGCGCCACCUCAGGGCGGUGCCCACAGACGAGGCCCGGGCAUUCGCAGAGAAGAAUGGCCUGUCCUUCCUGGAAACAUCGGCCCUGGACUCCACUAACGUCGAGACGGCCUUCCAGACCAUUCUGACAGAAAUCUACCGCAUUGUGUCCCAGAAACAGAUGUCAGACCGCCGAGACAACGACAUGUCUCCUAGCAACAACGUGGUGUCCAUCCAGGUGCAGCCCACUGAGAACAAACCCAAGAUGCAGUGCUGCCAGAGCAUCUAGCAGCCACCCCUUACUCCCACCCCACACACACGACACACGACACACACACACACACACACACACGACACACACACACCAUCCCAGCCCCCCUCUCCUCUGUAAGACUGCUUGGGUGUCUGGCUGCAGCUGUGGUGGCGGGCAGAGGCACUCCGACAGUGUGGCCAGGCCUGAGCGGCUUUGAAGGGUCGCCACCUGCAGUCUCUGGACUGACUGAGCUUUUAAGUUUGGGGCUUUUAGUUAUUAUUAUUAUUAUUAUUAUUAUUAUUAUUAUUAUUAUUAUUAAUAAUAUUUUUUGUCUGUUUUAUUUUCUGCCGUUGUAGGCUUUUUAUAUGGCAAAAUUUUAAUAAUCAUACGUGCUGAUCUUCACGGAAAUGUCUUAAUAUAUAUGAUUUGUUUUUGUUUGUUUGUGUGUGUGUGUGUGUGUGAGUGCGUUUGAGAGUUUUGUUUUAUAUUUUGUUUUCAGCAACAUGUGGUAUUUGUCCAUGCUGUUUGUCUUAUGAGAGGGCAGGCCCUGAUUUGUCUUGUUGAAAGGCCACAGAGUUGGAGAGAUAAGGGGUAGGGAUUCGGCCUUGUCCUGAGUCUCCGCUCUCUCAUUGAUAGUUACUGACCAGCUUUGUUUGGAUGGAUAGCUUAUUCAGUGCUGACAGGAUCUGAUCGGAUGGAUCGAACAACAACAACAACAACAUGCAGAAUCGGUGUGUGUCAGUGUGUGGGCUGAUUGUAAUCCGGGGGGGGGGGUGUUGACCCUGGUAGUUUUUUAAAGACACAUCACGCUUACUUGAUCACGCUUUUGAGAGCUUGAAGUCGAAGGUGUUGGUGGUAGCAGCAGCAGCAGUGAGGGUGGUCUUUGUUCCAUCUGGGAACUGCGUAUGGAAGGGGCUUACAACCCCCCCCAUCCAAGGCUUCCUGCCCAUGCAUGUGGAAGGGUUUACACCCCAUCCAAGGCUUUCUUGCCCAUGCGUGUGGAAGGGUUUACCCCCCAUCCAAGGCUUCUUGUCUCAGCUUCGCCUCACUUGGUGGGUCAUAUGCGUGUCUACGUACUCGGCGUGUGGCGGCAGUGGUUUCAGUGCCUUUCUCUACGGAAUGUCACAAGGGGACGAGGCCUUCUGAUUCAGCUCUAGGGCUUCGCUUACCGCAGGUUCCCUACUCUGCUUAUCCCAAUUCCACCCACACACCCACACACACACACACCCACACACACACCCCCUCUCUCUGGCCUUCCUCCCUUCCUCCCUCCCUCUCUCUCUCUCUCUCUCUCUCUCUCUCUCUCUCUCUCUCUCUCUCUCUCUCUCUCUCUCUCUCUCUCGGUCUCUCUCUGUCUCCAACCUCAGCAUGCUCACCUUAUAUCUUGAUGCCUUCAUCUGUUCCAUAUUCUCUCCAUCUCUUUAUCUCUCCAUCUGGAUGCCGUAGUUCCCCAUUAUGGUGUUGCCUCUGCUAUUUGAGAUGCAUUUGCACAGAGAGCCCCUCGUGUGCUUAGUUUAGUACUGGAAGCAGCCCCCUCUUAACUCCACUCGAAACUUGCUUGAUUUUCAUCGUUACUGAGUGAUUAACGUCAGCCUUGUUUCCUCCCAUCUUUACUGGAACCCCCUCGUGUGUGUGUGUGUGUGUGUGUGUGUGUGUGUGUGUCAGUCUGUUUGCAAUAUCAAAGCCUUGAGAUAAUGUCCGUCCUGACUAGUUUGUACUUCAGUCACUGAGGUAGAACACUAGCUAACAAAUACACACCCAGCCCUUUUUAUUUGCAGUGCCAAUGGACCAUUAAGAGCAUUCAUGUAUGUAUUUAUGUAUGUAUGUAUGUACAUAUGUAUGUAUAUACGUACUGUAGCAUAGUUGAGCAACACGUUGUAGUCUCUGUGCUGUUGCCCAAUGUAUAGUCACAUCCUCCUGAGUAUGCCUUAGCAGACGACUAGGUCACUAGGACACUCAAGACCAAUGCUGACCAAAUCUGGCCCAGUCUCAACACACGCGCUCACACCCUUGCAACCUUCUACACCUCUUAAUGAAAGGAGUUUGGAGUGGUGAAAGAAUGAAGGCAGAAUGAAACGUCUUGUUGUCCAGCCUUUUACACAAAAAUAGCACCUUGUAAAGGUGCACUGCAUGAGGGUGCAAGUGUGGGCAUUGGGAUUGGGCCAGGACGUGCUGUGGUCAGGUGACUGAUGGGAAGUCCAAGGCUGCAGACCUGUGUACAACUCUGAAUCCACCCCCGACACAGACACACGGCCUUGGUCUUCCCACUGACUUCAGAAACGAGAGGCUUUACAGAACAGCACUACAGUGAUGACUGUCUUAUUUUAAACCUGUGUCUUCGUAUUUAUCCAGUGUCCUCUUCACUUCAGCUAUAAUGUAUUGUAUUAUGGAUCCUCUCCACUUAGAAUUAUGAAUUAGCUUCAAAUGUACCACUUGAAUUGUUUUCAAUAAUAGUACCCUGUAUUAUAAACAACGGUUUUGUCAUGAUUUCUUAAGUUUAUUAUCUAUCAUUUCUAAAUCAUGCAUUCCUUUGUAACUAGCUUAGCAAAAUGCCACUGUCAUGUGACUAACAGCUCUUUUUAAUGGUGGAGUUGUCCCAACCUAAAAACAACAACCUCCAUCUGACGGUGGAUGUUAUCUGUGAUGACUGAACCAGUUCUGAGUUAUGCGUUCCUGCCUGCCUGAAAGAUGUCAUGCAGCAGGCAUGAAGUGCUUUUAUAUAUCGGCCUUAGAGAGCCAUUCUUGCCCAACGCCCCUUUCCUCUCCCGCCUUUUCCCAAAAGGCUAAGGUCCAGAGUUCAGUUUCAUUAAUGGCUCAUUAAGGGCAGUUUUCAAACAAACUGAAAAAAGUGCUUCCUUGUACCGAUACUCACAUUAAAUAGCACUAAACAUUGUUCGAGAAUAAGACUGACUCUCUUGAGAUUAAGAAUAUCUGUGGUAUAGUCCUGGUGAAAACGUUAAGUGUUUUAGGUGGUGUUGGCAUCGACGUGACUUGGGCAGAACCACUAGGCACAGUUUGGACACGUCAGGCAAGCGUAUGAUUGUAAGCCUCGGGUGUGUCUCUUGGGAAGGCUAAGGCAAAUCCAUUUGAAUGUAUGUCUGACCUGAAGAUCAUCGCACCCUUAGACCCCCUGGAGGCUCGUAACAAGCUGUGAGAACGGUGCGUCCUGUUGUCGUUGUUCCACCUCUGUGUUGGCAGGGCUUUGCUACAGGCAGAUGGUCACAGGAGAACCUUGAUAGUGGAACAUGUGGAUUCUACAGGGUGUUGAGCUGCCUGUGGUGGGCAGUGCUGGUGAUGGGAUUGGGGGGGGGGGGGGCACAGAUGGCAUUGUCUCACCCUGUUCUGCCCAGACUACUGCAGACCGCCUCGGUGUGUCCAAACUAGUUUAUUUUCAUUUUGUUAUGCUGUGAUUGUCAAAUGAUCUUUCACAUAUUGCCUCUGAAACGAUUAUUUUGUUAUAUUUUUAUUGCGUUUGUUUUACGUUUGCGCUGUGAUUUCUUUUUUCAUUUCUACUGUUAUGAUUAUACUAUUUACUCUCUUCACUGUAAUUCCAAUUUAAAAGUGCAAAUAAAAGAAAAGACUUCAAAUGGAA
This is a messenger RNA of Alosa sapidissima (American shad), 4391 nucleotides long. RefSeq names its product RAB11a, member RAS oncogene family (gene rab11a). Gene Ontology annotation, cellular component: axon; transport vesicle; postsynaptic recycling endosome. The record is from RefSeq and is a predicted model, not a curated record. The coding region runs from base 188 to 835 and encodes 215 amino acids. The transcript has 5 exons. Gene Ontology annotation, biological process: melanosome transport; neurotransmitter receptor transport, endosome to postsynaptic membrane; exocytosis. NCBI's taxonomy places the organism in Eukaryota, Metazoa, Chordata, Actinopteri, Clupeiformes, Clupeidae. Gene Ontology annotation, molecular function: GTPase activity; GTP binding.